AUGGCAGCAAAUCAGCUAUCUAAAAUACUAAUUUCAAUUGAUAAUUCAGGACAAGUCGCCUCAGCUUUGCAGAGUAUCAAUAAAAAAUUCGCAAUGAAAUUUGAAGAGGCAAAAGAAGUCCCAAAAGAAUUAUUGAAACCUCCCAUUGAGGCUAUCAUAAAUGAAAUCGGGCCUGAAGAAAUUGAGGCAAAGCUGAAAAAAGCACAAAUUAGAGAAGCAAAAAGACAGAAAAAAGAGCUGGAAGAGAAGCUAAAUAAAGUUACAGGGAAAAUUGAAGUUUUGUAUAACCCAGAAUCACCGUCGUUUAAGCCAAACUCUUUAAGGCCAAAUCUUCAAAAUUCACAAGUUCGGCAAGAGUUCUUUGACAAUGAGAAGAAAAAAGCAAAAGAAACCACAAAAAAGCUACAAAAAUACUACUUGCAGCAGCAAAGGCUUAAGCAGCAAAUAGAAAGCAAUAUUGAAAAAAUUGAAAAGCUAGCUAAUAAAGAUAAAGAGGUUGAAAAUAAAGAAAAAGAAUUAGCACAAAAGCAAAAAGAAGAGCAGUAUACCUCCAGAGCAGGUAUGGCUCGACCUGAAACUCCCCCUUCCCUCCCCCCCCCACCCCCUCACGGUUUAAAUUUGAACGACAUUGUUAAUUCAAAAUGACAAAUCCCUCACUAAGGAUUUGACAAGUCAAAUUUAAUUUGUAGAUUUCAAUAAAGUUGAAACUGCCAGGGGUGGGGAAGAGGGGAGGGGGGUUCUAAGGUCGAUCUAUAACCGUGCUCACGGUAUAUAUGAGAGAGCUCGAAAAAAUGCAAGAAAAAAAACUGCAGCGGCAAAAGGAAUUCGAGGAAGCAAAAAAAAGAAAAAUUGAGUUUGAAGAGCUACAAAAGAAAAAGCCGCUAUUUGUAAAACUUGAAGAAAAGUACAAAGCAGAAAUAGAAAUGCCGGAAUUAGAAAAAAGAAAAGAAGAAUUAGCGAAAAAAAGAAUGCUUUAUCAGCCUAUCAAUUUAGAACAGUUACAAGAUCAUGCAAGAAAAUAUGAAACAAUUAGGAAAGAACAAAUUAAGAAAAUUGAAGAAGACUUGAAAAAGAGCAUUGAAAAUACUAAAGGGAAUAUGAAUUGAAACUCUACAAUGUGAAAUGCAAGAGCUUUAGAAGAAGAAAAACAGCUGAGAAAAGCUUCUUCACAGUCAAAUUUAGAAAAGAUUAAAAAAAUAGAAAAAAGAAAUAAAUAUGCAGAGCUUGUCAAAGAGGUUUUCAGCCCCACAAUUGAUAAAUUUAAGCAGCAAGAGCUGGAGGAUAGGAUUUCUAACUCUCCUUAUCCUUGAUAAAACGAUUCUCGUAUAGUCAGCAUGAAGCCUACUCCUAGCCAGCCUCAAAACUAUCUAUAAUUAAUAUUAGAGAUAUAGCAAUAUAAUCGCUCUGAACAAUUUUAAUGCAGUUUUAGCAUAUUUACUAACACACUGCAUCCUCUAUCUCUUAUUUCUAGUUCAUAAACUGUUUUAUAUACAAAAUUAUUUUAAUAAUAGUUAAAAAAGAAUUAUCUAAUUUUCCCAGGAUAUUUUUUAAACCCCGCUAAAAACAAAAAUUGAUUUGAGUAAGCUAAAGCACCCAGUAGAAAAAUGGAAUGAGAAAAAUAAUCGUAUUUCACUAAACCAAAGCUUAUCAGAUACAGAAAAGAAAAUUAAGAAAAAAAAAAUUAAGGUAAAGAAAAUUGAGACACCUGCAAUAACAGAAGUAAAAACUACUAGAGAACCUAAAUUUAUUGACUAUUUGGGAGAAAGAAGAAAGGCAAGAGAAGAACAGGAAAAAAAUGGCUCCAAAGUGAGCAAUGAAAUAGACGUGAACUGGGAAGACGAGUUGAUGAGUGCAGAUAAUUCCAAAGAAAAGUUUAAAAAAAUAAAGAAAAAGGCAGAAUUAUUAGAAAAAGAAGCCAGGAAAAAAGAACUGCUGCUAAUUCCAAAAAAUGUUGGAGAUUACAAAACGAUUGAAACAGCAGAAAAUGUAGAUAAAUUGAUUAUUGGGUCUAUAAAAGCAAAGCUGGCUGUUUUAGAGCAUGUUGAAACUUAA
This is a messenger RNA of Blepharisma stoltei, 2052 nucleotides long. NCBI's taxonomy places the organism in Eukaryota, Ciliophora, Heterotrichea, Heterotrichida, Blepharismidae. The record is from the annotation of a GenBank genome assembly.